AUGGCGUUCAAAAUGGAAUCAAGUCAGCUGAAAAUAGCAGAAAAACUUGUCAUACUGAAUGAUCGAGCAGUUGGAAUGUUGACUAGGAUUUACAAUAUAAAGAAAGCAUGUGCAGACCCGAAGUCAAAGCCUGCUUUUCUCAGUGAUAAGCAUAUGGAAAGUGCCAUUAAACAUAUAGCACGUAAAUUCCCUGUGGUUGACUCCACAUUUCAUUAUGUCGACACAAUGAAAGAGGAUAUCAUCAAAUCUCUGUCUCUGGCUUUAUACUACUAUACAUUUGCUGAUUUAAUGGAUUUAAAGGAUAAUAUACUACAACUUCUGACAACUAUGGACGCUUGUCAGUGCCAACUUGAUAUUUCUUUGAAUUACGAAUUAACUGCGGGAUACCUCAACCUGGUUGUAAAUCUUAUUUGCCUGAUGAUCCUCCUCUCACGCGUAGAUGAUCGUAAAGUUGUUUUGGGGUUAUUCAAUGCUGCUUACGAUUUGACUCACGUGCAAAGCGAAGCAUCAUUUCCGCGAUUGGGUCAAAUGAUUCUGGAUUACGAACAUCCUCUGAAAAAGCUCAGUGAAGACCUUGGUCCCCUAAAUCGCUUAAUUUUAUCGGCGCUUUCUUCUCUGUCACCGGUCUAUCUUCGUCGGAACAUUACUGCGAACACUUGGAGGAAUGCCCAAAUUCUCUCUCUUACAGCCAAUCCCCAUCAAAUUUUAUAUGCAGCUCAAACGGAUACGAUUGCUUGCGAGUAUCUCUCACUCGAUGUCAUGGAUCGGUGGAUAGUCUUAUGUACUACCGUAUGCCACUCUUCUAUGUUGGCCGACAAGACUAUAUUCAAUUUGUGGCAGAUGUCCCUUCAAAUGGGUGUUUGCUUACGACUGUUCAGAGACGAGAUAUUUCAAACUCAUCACGAAGUACAGCAGUUUUUCGACUCUAUAAAGGGGUAUCAUAAACGAUCUCAAGAAGUUAAGGACUGCUAUUCAAUAGCUCUCGCCUCCAUUCAUGCUGAUCGUCGGAGGUUUCUUCGUACUGCUCUUCGUGAACUUUGUCUUUUCAUUAAAGACCAACCUGGUCUAUUAGGUCCCAAGAUUCUGUUUGUAUGGAUGGCGCUCUCUUUCACUAGAGAUGAAGUUUUAUGGCUUCUUCGCCAUCUCAGUGAGUGGCCUUCGUCGAACAAAAAAGGAAGUAAACAGUGUGAUGAGCUUGUGGAUCGUCAGCUACCUGAACUUCUUUAUUAUAUGCUUGAGUUGAGGCAGUUAGUGACGAAGCAUAGCGAUGUAAUUCAGCGGUAUUAUUUAAAGUACGUUAACGGUUACGAUGCCAUCAUGACCCGCGAAUUGGUAUCUGGCAUUGGCGACUUAAACGAAGAAGACGCAGUCAUGUUAUCUGAUUUCGCCGCUUCAAUAUCUUCAAUCAAUUCAGACACCGAUCUACGUGCUUUGCGUUUAGACUGGUUCCGAUUUCAGGCGAAGAUGAGCAUGGCAAGGUCUGCAUGUUCACUGCACAAAAACCGAAAAUUGGCUGUAAUCAUGAACACGAACGUUUUCCAUCUGAAAAUGAUCGAUCUACAGGAUGAGAUGCUUAAGGAGACCAGCGAUCUCAGCGUUUACUGUUUCUAUAUUAAAACCUUGGAAAAACAAUGGAAAAAUUGCCUCACCCUUCCUUCCCAAUCGAGGUUUGCUCUCUGUUUUGCCAGAAUAUGUGGGCACUUCAGUUCUGCUCUUCACGACAUGUGCCCUGAAGAAAAGAAUCAUAUUCUUGAGAAGUUUUGCUUACGAUUCCCACUGAAGCUCUAUGGAGGGGGAAAGUACUUUGUUACAGUUCCUUUGGAUAUAACUCGGCUGUUCAAUAACGUGCUACUUCAACAAACACAACCACUGGAUUCUCGCAACAAAGAAACGAUGACCUAUAUUUAUACGAAAUGGUAUUUGGAAGUAGUUUUGCGGCGUGCUUCUGCUGGUCACAUGCUGUGGAGUGAACACCUGCAGGCAAUGAUUUCGAGCGGGGAAGGAAACGACUUCGCACCAGAACAGUACACCGACCCAAGAGAACUGCGAUGCCUGGCUCAAAUCAUCGGUCCCUACGGAGUAAAAUACCUUGCAGAGAGGUUGACAUGGCAUGUCGCGAGUCAAAUAGGCGAAUUAAACAAAAUUGUUGUCGCAAAUAAAGAAGUUUUGCACACAGCGAGAACUCAGUUCGAUUGUAACGAACGUAUGAAAGAAGUCAUUCAAAUGCUUUCUCAUGAGCCAAAGGAGAAAAAAGUGACUGGAACCUCGGCCUCUGACGCGAUUCUUCAACGAACAGCAAUUAUUGGUCAAAUAUUCAGCUUCAGGGAUGCCUUACAAGUGGCAUUGGAACAGGUUUUGCUUAACCGAUUGCCUUUCCUGAUGUCCUCGUUUAUGAACUUGUAUAGCAGCAUGGACGACGCUGGCAAAUCGGCGCUAGGUGAAUUAGGUAAUGCUAUGGGUGUGCAAGGUCCUGUCGAUGUCGCCUUGGCGAACGCUGUGCGAGCGCAGAGUCUGCAGCUCAACCCUGACGAGCACUACCAAAUGAGCUGUUUGCUACUAGUUGCGAUAGCGAUCAGUCUUCCGAAAUUGGCACUCAAUGAAACAGCAACGUAUAAACCUAGUCUGCGAGCUAGCAUGAAUAAUACUCACUGUAUCCCGUUAGCUGUGAACACUAUUGCGGGUGCAUUGUUUCACUAUCAUGGGCGAGGAGACACUCACUUAAGAAUGAAGGAGUUUCUGGCGCUAGCAUCGAGUAGCGUGUUGAGGGCAGCUCAAGAAUUAGAUGGGCGGCAGGAUAUUGUGAGCAACCAAUCUGCGCUCUAUAUUCUACUUGAACAGUUUGUGAACAAAUGUCGUUGGUUAUCAAUGGACGUUUUGGAGGCUUGUUUCCCGUACAAUCUCGUAAGGACAGCUUACCAGCACUGCUAUCAGCAAGAGGCUGAUACCUUCCAAUGA
Messenger RNA from Haemonchus placei, 2955 nucleotides. The record is from the annotation of a GenBank genome assembly. Lineage: Eukaryota; Metazoa; Nematoda; Chromadorea; Rhabditida; Trichostrongylidae.